Molecule: messenger RNA, 27133 nt
Organism: Podarcis lilfordi (Lilford's wall lizard)
Lineage: Eukaryota; Metazoa; Chordata; Lepidosauria; Squamata; Lacertidae
Source: the annotation of a GenBank genome assembly
GAACUAUAAAAUGGUGGUUUUCUUGAGUCAAAAUGAGAGUACCCCUAAACAUUUUUUAAAGGAAAAAAAGCACUGCCUAGCGCAUCGCAUGAAGAGUCUCUCCAGUCUUGAGUGGAUACUAACUGAACAGCUACCAGAAGGUAAAUGAAGAAGAUCUGCUUUACCUUUGUCAAAAACAGGCAAAAUAUGUCAUCUAGGACCCAGGAUUUCAUUUUUACCUGUGAGCAUGCUGAUUUCUGUAAUCACGUGUGGCAGCCAUUUAUGGAAGAUCAGUUUUCAAUUUGACAAAAUGCUUAAACCUGUUUCGGGUGGUUUUGUUGUUUUAGAGUUUGUCAAUUUGAUCUAUUGUUCUCAGAGUGUUUCUGCGCUGUAUUUUUCUUUCACCUGUGCACCACAUGGUUGGUUUUAUGCUACUGAAGCAGACUUUAAACUCGUUGAGCUAAUAAGUAAGAUGGACCAGUGCUAUGACUUGGUAUAAGCGGAGCAUCCCAGGCAGUGGCGGAGCAAGCCAAUCAGGCGCCUGUGGCAGUGUGCGUGCCCUGCGCCCAGGGGCGGGGCCAGCCACCAGUGGGGUGGGGCCAGCCGGGGUAGGAAGCUCCGCGAGGCCCCUGAGGAGUCUGCCUGCCUCCUCCCACUCAUCUACCUGACAGCUGGGGGGGGCGGCUAGUGGACCAUUUGGGGCAGCGAGGAGUCUGCCUGGCACCCAAGCCACCCUGUCACUCCCAGGAAAGACGCGUGGCUCGGGCGUGCUGCAAGCCCCGUGGUGAGCGCCACCAGGCAUUUUGUCACCCCCCUCAGUGGUGACACCCGGGGCAUACCACCCCCACCACACCCCCUUCCUCCGCCCCUGACCCUAGGUUCCUAAAGUGUUAGCAGCUUUAACAAUUCAAAGAGGGAGCAGACUCUAUUCUCUUUGCAGCGAGCCCUGUCCCCUAUCUCUAAUUGUGUGGGAAUUAAGCCACGUGGCCUGCUGAUAAGGCCAUGGACAUUUUUAACCAGAGCAGACCCAGGCUAGGUCCCCUUUCUCCUCUUCCAUGGUGUCUGCAACAUCCUGGAAGGCCAGAAUGAGAGCUCUGUGGCUGCUUGUCCUGACAGGUUUAACGUGCCUUCCUCUUUCUACUGCAGAAGGUGGCAUUGGCCCAUCAGAGAAGAAACCAAAGAAAGCCAAACUGUCCCAAAUCAAGGAGGAGGACAAUGUUCUGGUCCUGAAAAAGAGCAACUUUGACAGGGCUCUGAAUGGAACACAGUACCUGCUGGUGGAGUUCUGUAAGUACUUCUUCUUCCAAAAGAGAUAUUACUAUCUAUCUAUCUAUCUAUCUAUCUAUCUAUCUAUCUAUCUAUCAUCUAUCUAUCAUCUAUCUAUCUCUAUCAUCUAUCUAUCUAUCUAUCUAUCUAUCUAUCUAUCUAUCAUCUAUCUAUCUAUCUAUCUAUCUAUCUAUCUAUCUAUCAUCUAUCUAUCUAUCUAUCUAUCUAUCUAUCUAUCUAUCAUCUAUCUAUCUAUCUAUCUAUCUUCUAUCUAUCAUCACUACAUUUCUAUUUCCUCUUUCCUCCAAGGAGCUCAAGGUGCCAUACGUGGUUCUGUUCCUCUCCAUUUUGGCCUCACAACACCCCUGUGAGGUAGGUUAGGCUGAUAGACUGUGACUGGCCCAAGGUCAGUCAGUGAGUUUCAUGGAUGAGCGGGGGUUUGAACCUCAGUCUAACCACUAGGCCACACUGGCUGAUGAGCUAAUCUUCACAAAAUGGGCACUUUAAACCUGAACGUCUAACAGUGCCGGGGAUGUAGGGAAAAUUUUAUUCAGCUCUCAUUUAAAGGUGAAUCUGCCUAAUUUGUACUUUCGGGGGGAGGGGAGUACAAGAACCGAAACACAGCCAUCGUGCGAAAUUUGCACUUUUCUGAAUUUUGUGGCACAGUUCGUCAGGCAACUCAUAUAUACAAGAGCAUAUAUUAGUGCAAAGUGUACCUAAAGAUGCUUACAUUCAUGCUAACAACAUGCAAAAAUGUGUGAUAUUAGGGGAAGUCACUCUACAAAAAUGUAGAUAUUAGGCAAAAUUGUGUAUAAGGAGAAAUUAGCACUAAAAUGCUAGUGAAUUUUCAUAAAUAUCACACACACACCGAUGUGGAAAUGUGAAGCAAACUUAAGAAUGGAAAAAUGAGAAAACAAGGGAAACAGAAAUCAACGUAUUUGCCUCGUGGCACCUUAAACUAACUGUGCAAUCCUUACAAUGUCUGCUCAGAAGCAAAAUAAGUCCAAUUGAAUCAGCAAGAAUUACUUCCUAUGUUGUCCAGAAAGGAAUGCUUCCCUUGGGGUGAAAAGGUCUCCCCAACUCUUAUUUAUUCCACCCUUUCCAUGUGCUCUUUGAGCUGGGGUAUCUAAAGGCCAACUAGCCCACUUGCCAAGCCAAAUUUAGGACUUCUAAAUCUCCCCCACUCCUAACUAAUAUAGAAACUGAAGCCAAUGAUCUGCUUCAAGAAAAGAAGAAGCAUAUUAUAUGAGAAUCUAGAUGCUGUGAAAGAAAGUCAAGGCGCCGUGCCCUUAUUUUCUCGCUGCAUAAUGUAUACCAGCUCAUGGUGUGUUCCUGCUGUUGACUUUUCAGUUUAGUCCACUGGUAUAAAAAUAUGCCAAGGUUGAUUUUGGCUUUGAUCUAGCAAUAGUUGUAGUCACUUAUUAACUUUUUAGCAAACUGAAAAAUCAAUGCAAAUAAUGAACAUCCAUUAUUAGCGCAGAACGAUUUUGUGGAUAUAUGUUUUGCUAAAACAUAUACAGAAGAAUUAUGUAUAUGUAUAUGUAUUCUGUAUAUUUAUUCUUCUGUAUAUACAGAAGAAUUCUGUUUGAAGUUUUGAAAAUGGGACUUUGGGGCAGCAAGUGAACUUGUCGAUUCUGUUUUUGGUUUUUUCUGUUUCCCUUUUUUCCAGUUCUCCAUAUUUCUAGGUUUGUGAUUAUUAUUAUUUUAAGUCUUCAUGGAUUCCCAUUAGCAUUUCAGAACAUUUCCUCCCUAAUAUACAGAGUUCUGAAUGCAGUUUUUCCAGAAGUAAAAAAAAAUGCAAGUAAUUUCCACUGAUAUAAUGCAUUUUAAUACGUUGUUUUCAUGAAUAUAUGCAUUUCUAUGCACAUUGCUUGGCUCGGAAAACAGCAUCGAAAAACACGAAGUGCGAAUUUUAAAGGAUAAUUGUGUUUUGGUUUGCAUAUUGCUUUGGAAAGUGGUAGAUUCACGUUACAAUUUGAACAGAACUGAAUUUCUUUCCUCUCCCUGGAGACCAGUCAUACAUGCCUUUCUUACAAAAAAUAAACAAAGAUAUAGGAGGUGAAUAUGGUAUUGUGUGUUUUCUAUGCGGUGGAGGGGGGAGACACACAUUUUGAAUGUAAAAUGUGUUAUUGUGUGUGAGUCACUGAAUUUCUUGGAAGAGGCUUAUUCAUGCAGCUUACUCUUUGACCUUCUUAUGUAACAGUGGGGGGGAUGCAUAUUUUUUCUUCCGACAAAGAAAAGUAUGUUCAUUAGAAUUAUGACACUCUGGAGGAUCAAAAAUUUGUUAUCUAGAAUGGGGUGGGGAAGGACUCUCCCCAUUCCCUCCAUUUCCAGGGGUCAUCUAGGGACUUUCUGCAAGCUCCCUACCUACCCCUGUGCUGUGACCCUUUCCCUAUAACAGAAGCACUGAUGGGCACUGAGCAAACCCCCAAAAUAGCAUAUUGCACAGUGCCAACAGCUGUCUGCAUUUUUAUUUUUAUUUUUUUUGUAAUUUGAGAGUGAGGGCUGGUUGUCAGCACACACACACACACACACACACACACACACACACACACAAAACUUUGGCUUGUAUCUACCAAAGUUCUACUCAGAGUAAACCCAUUAGAAUCAAUGUCCCUAAGUUCCAGUGCUUUUUUUCCUGGGUACACAGUACUGGCAACUUUCCCUCCCACCAAAUGUUAAAAGUGUGGGACUUACAUCACAACUUCAUGGUGAAUGCCGGCACCUUUUCUUCAAAAGAAGAAGCACUGAUCACAUCCAUUAAUUUCUCCCCUGAGUAGGACUAGAGUUGGAUACGGACAUUUGUUCACAGGGCAGGCAAAAACAGAGUGCCCCAACCCCUCCUCUAAAAUAUUUAAGCCUUUUUAGUACUCACCAGUCCUCAGGAGUUGCGGAGUGGGUGGAUGUCUUGACUGUCUCGCUAUGACUGCUGCGUCCCUGGUUCCCCUCUGCAGAUCCUUUUCUGUGUCCCGUGCCUGGGUUGUUGUUUUCAGGCAAAAGUGAAAGCUUGCUCGCAGCUGUAGCCUGAAUUGCCUGGCCCGACUGUCAUACAAUCUGUGCAGCAGUGGUGGGACAAAGUCCAGCCUUGGCUUGGAGCGGUGCCCUCGAUGCUCACAUCUGCUGUGUGUAGUGAGGGGUACCCCAUUCCUUCCUUUCUUUACUUAUCGUUAGUGGUGGCUGCUGUCUAUCGAGACUGGUAAGGCAGAAGACUGGAAGACCAGCAGUGGGUGGAGGCCGAGGCAAUGACAAGCAAGAAGUCAGUAAGAAAAAUGGCAUGUAGGGGUUGGCCGAAGGCAGUCUGAGAUUGAUGGGGCCGUGCAAAAUUUGCCUGAAUAGGUCAGCCUCCACUGCUUAGAAACUGCUUCCCCUCUGCAUUGGAGACCCCCAAAGCAGCAGCAGCAGCUAUUAUUAUUAUUAGUUUAUUAUUAUCAUUAGUUUAUUUAUUCCUCAAGGAGCUCAGGGUGCAGCAAGAUAAGCUUUCAUCAUGUGACGGGGCAGGGAACCUCGGGCCAAAGGUCUGAAUGCAGCCCUCUAUCAGGCCCUUAAGACUCUGUCCAGACCACGCCCCAGGGGCCACGCCCUUCACUGGCUUAGCUAUGUGCCCUGAUCCAGUGAUUUCGCUAGGCUGGUAUGUGUCCUCAAAUGGUGAUAAAACCUCUUGCUUGCCUGGAUAGAGGUUGGAAAGUUGUGCAUGUCUGACUACACCGAUUUUUCCCAUGGCCACCACAAGUAUGUGGCCACCGGAAUGAGGAAAUGUGGCCCUCAGGCUGAAAAAGUUCCCCAUCCAUAUUGUUUCCUAAUGAUGCACCACUUUACCCCGCUGAAUUAUAUGCUUAGGAAUUAUUAUUAUUAUUAUUAUUAUUAUUAUUAUUAUUAUUAUUAUAUUUUGAUCCAACCCUACCUGCAGGGCUCUCAGAGCAGCAUACAUGGUUCUUCCCCUGGUGUUAUCCUCACAACGACCCUGUGAGGUAGGUUAGGUUGAGAGAUUAGUGACUGGCCCAAGGCCACCCAGUGAGUCUCAUGGCUGAGUGGGUGAUCUGAACCUGGGUCUCUCUGACCAUAGGUUCAACACAUUAAACUUACAGCCGCAUUCCCUUAUGCAGUCGGGUACGUUGAAAGAUUUCCAACGCUCAGCCGCGUUGAGGCUGGGAUCAGCGUCCAUAGCAUUGCAGACCCGCAGGAACAUAAGACUCAUGUACUUGGCCUUGAGGCAGCGAGCUACGCCUUGGUGGAGAGGCUGGAUGACGGAGGUGGCACUAUGGGGCAGCAAGACAACUUCAACGUUGUUAUGAGCAAACCGGACUCCCUCGGGGUGGCCGGGAGCAUCAUCAACAAUCAGCAACACCUUAAAGUCGAUUCCUUUCUCUUCGAGGUACUGCUUGACCUCUGGAAUGAAGCAUCGGUGGAACCAAUCCAGGAAUAUUGCUGCCAUCACCCAAGCCUUUUUGCUCGAUUACCAGAACACAGGCAGGAGGUGUUUGCCCUUGCCUUUUAGGGCAUGAGGAUCUGCAGACCCACAGAGCAAGCCGGGCUUUGUUAAAUGCCCGGCCACGUUGCAACAAAACAACAUCACAUGGUCUUGGGCCACCUGUCUUUCUACUUUCGAAAUGUACGUGCGGCUGGGCAUUUUCUUCCAGAAGAGCCCCAUCUCGCCAGUUCGGGGAGAUAUCCCUUUUCUUCUAUCAGUUUCUUUAACUGUUUGGAGUAGGGUUUUGCCCAUUGUUUAUUGGCGGGCGCAGCCUCACCAGGGCUGUGCCCGUUUUUCAGGUUGAAGCUGUUGAGCCAGCCUUGGCUGGCUUUGAACUCCUUCUCAUCACACGGCCUCCCCUCUUUGAUAAGAGGUUUGAACAGAACAUACAGGUCAAGAGCUUUUUCUCACAUCAUGUUGCCAUCGAUGGGAACGCCUUGGCCAUUCAUAUCUUCCAGGCACAAGUACAACCCCUUUUCCGCCUUCUCCAAAGUCUGAUCAUGAACUUGGCUCGUCACCUUAGCCAUUAUGGGAGCAUCUGAGGAUUUCCCAAACUUGGGUCUCCAGCUGUUUUUGGACUACAGUUUCCAUCAUCCCUGACCGCUGGUCCUGCUAGCUAGGAAUGAUGGGAGUUGUAGUCCCAAAACAACUGGAGACCCCAAUUUGGGAAACUCUGCUCUAAAUGCCACAUCACACUGACUCUGUGUCAAAGUGGGAGCCAACUGCUAUUCAUGCCAGCUUCUGCAUGUUGCCAUUCGCCCUAAGAAGCAAAAUAGAUUGGGCAAAAUAGAUUGGGCUGCCCUGGUUGGGACUCCACUCACAAAUUGCCCUAAGAUCCAUGAUUCUUGAAUAUCCCCAUUCCCAAAUGUGGUUACAUAAAAGCCUAACAGGCAAGGAUCAAAAGUCUUCUGUUUGAGUUCUCUUCUCUAUCGAAUGCCAUAGAAGACAUUAGAUGAAAUAAUUAAUGUUCCAAGGAGGCUGCUGGGUAUUAUUUCAAGGCGGCUGAUGGCUGUGGCAGGCUAGAGGAUGAUUAAUGGAGGUCUCCUGGUAAUUAUGAUGAAAAUAAAUGUUUCGGGGAUUUGCAACUGAUCGGCAAGUUAAGAUGAACAGAUUAAAACCUUCUAGCCGUUUAUCAAAAGUCUAAUGAAAGUGACUGUCCCAUGCUGGUUUUGGAUGGGACGGUUACAUAAUACGGUGUCUUGAGGAAUAAAUACAGGAAAGUUAUUUAUUUCUGCAUUCAGAUGGCUGUAAUGAGCCAUAACUUUCUAUGCUACCUCAGCCUUCUCCCCCGCUGUUGCAGAGGAUGCUGUGACCAUUGGUCAUGCUGGCUGGGCUAAUGGGAACUGGAGGCCAGUAAAAUCUAGAGGGGCUUGGUUGGAAGGGGUCUUUUAUUUUAAUGGCUGUCUCCUCUCAAGGUCGGUUUAAAGAGGAGAGGAGGGGCUCUGUGGUUAACAGAACUCCUCUGCAUCUGAGUCCAGCAUUCGCUCUCUCCUGUUCAUCAACCCAAGAACUGGAAUACAGAGUUGAUGCCUGGGUGUCCUCACCUGGGACCCAGGUGGGUGUUGUGGGCCAGGAAGUACAGUCAUACCUUGGGUUACAGCCACUUCAGGUUGCGUUUUUUCAGGUUACAGACCGCCGAAACCUGGAAGUACCGGAAUGGGUUACUUCUGGGUUUCGGCGGUCACGCAUGCACAAAAGCGCUAAAUCACGCUUUGCACAUGCGCAGAAGCGCCAAAUAGCAACCCGUGCAUGCGCAGACGCGGGUUGUGAACACUGUGGGUUGCGAACUUGCAUCUUGCAUGGAUCACGUUCGCAACCCAAGUGUCCACUGUAUGUCAGAAUCCACAGUGCACAAACCCCUAUGCAAUUACAUCCUCUGUCACAGAACAUGUUUCUGAUACACAACUGAGCACGGCCUGCUACGUGCAUGAACACAUUCUUACCGUCACAACCACAACAUAUCUUUGCCACUGCCCUGUACUGGAAAUGUGUUGGUAAGAAAGCCAUCUCUCCCCUGCCUGCUUAUUUUGCAAGGAAUUCAGUGCUGCCUUGGCCUUGAAUCUCUGACAGCUUGCUAUUUAGUUUUAACAAAAAGCAGAUACCUAGCUAAACAGAGAUUUUUAAUGCAUUUGUUUUACACACUUGAUGUAACAUUCGUUAAAUCCCAAAGCCAGAGAUGUCCAGUAUCAAUCAGAUCAUCUCUGUCAACUGAGUCAAUUAAGGAUUGAGGCCCCUUUAUGUUUUCACACUGUUGAGUCAGAAUCACAGAGUUGGAAGUUUAAGCAUUUUCUCCUUGUACCCCCCCCCUGCAAAUAGAAGAUGCAUUUUUGUGUUUUCGCUAACAGUCAGGGCCUCUCUUAUCAGCUCUGCAUAGCAGAAUGAAACUGGCCUUCAACUUCAAAGCCAGGACAACAAUAAAUUUUCCUGAUCCAGACAAGUCUUCAUGUAAGAGAUAGCAGAAAAGCAACAUUUUGUAUGGGACAGAAGAAUAGUGAAUUUAUAAGCUUUGAUUAGUAAAACUUUAACAGUAAGAGCUGUUAGACAGAGGAACAGUCUCUCUUGGGAAGCUGUGGACUCUCCUUCUGUGAAGGUUUUUAAGCAGAUGGCCAUCUGUUGUGGAUGCUUCAGCUGAGAUUUCUGCAUUGCAUGGGGUUGGACUAGAUGCCCCUUGGGUUUUUUCAAACUCUAAGACUAAAUUAAAGAUACCUAUUGCCAUAGUAAUUAGGAGCAAGCUGCUCUGACCAAUGAAAUUAGUUUUAGGGGUCUGUUAUCCAAUCAUAUUGCUGAAAGGGAUCGCUCAUGGGCUAAUCAUGUAAAGAGAAUGUUUUAAAAGUGCCUUGAAUUUUGUAUCCGGCAUCCAGAAUUUGGAGAAUUCCUCUAGAUCAUUUAUUCUUAUUGUAGUCUUAUUGGAACGUGUCCAGAGGAGGGCAACCAAAAUGGUCAAAGGCCUGGAAACGAUGCCUUAUGAGGAACGGCUAAGGGAGCUGGGCAUGUUUAGCCUGGAGAAGAGGAGGUUAAGGGGUGAUAUGAUAGCCAUGUUCAAAUAUAUAAAAGGAUGUCAUAUACAGGAGGGAGAAAGGUUGUUUUCUGCUGCUCCAGAGAAGCAGACACGGAGCAAUGGAUCCAAACUACAAGAAAGAAGAUUCCACCUAAACAUUAGGAAGAACUUCCUGACAGUAAGAGCUGUUCGACAGUGGAAUUUAUGCCAAGGAGUGUGGUGGAGUCUCCUUCUUUGGAGGUCUUUAAGCAGAGGCUUGUUACGGUAAAAUCUGGGUGCGGGGUUACUCUGCCACCCAGCUCGUCGGACUGAGUCCGCGGGUCCCUGCGGGAGAAAAUGAGCUCAGCCGGAGACGGGAGCAAGUUCCAGGAAAUCCAAGUUUAUUGCGCAACAGGUUCAAGAUGAAAUUGAACCCCGAGUAAGGGGUGACAGGAGUUUUGAAACUUCCUCCAUGUCCCAUAAUACAGUGCGAAACGCGUCAUGAAUACAUUACAAAGAGGUUGGGUUACAUGGGUGAUAUCACAGAGAGGUUGGGUUACACGGAUUAGCAUAGAGGACAGGGAGGAGGGAAUAUGCAGAGCUGAAGAUAUGCAUAGAUAAGCACUUCCUGAGUACCGGUGAUGAGAAGACAAUGGUCCGAAUAUGUAAAGUCUGCCACCUGGUAUUGCCCGGAGGUAGGGCUGGGCGAGGUGAUCUGACCAGAUUAAGGUCUUCCUGAGUACGUGACUCCUCGCUCGAGGGAUUAUGGAGUCCUGGAAAGGCUGAGUCGAUUGACACCAGAACCAAGGAAAUCGGAGAAGGGGUUGAUUUUAUAUGAAUUUAAGAAGUUUUCAGUCUAUUUCGUCCAUUCUUACAAUAAUAAUAGAAAACGGAAACAAACUAGAUACAUUUGACAGUUUUACGAGCUAAACUGGAUACAUUGUAACAAGGUUUGACAGUUUUACGAGGUUACGAGUUUCGAUUCCAUUGUUCUCUCAGCGGGAGCUGUCAGCAGCUUGUCAAGAGGUUAAAUGAGGCGUGCAGAGGCUCGCUGAGCUGGUUCUGCAGAGCAGAUGCACGUACCUGAUUGGUCAAGACGCGGCCAUUGGAACAAACGGGGAUGUAUUUUGACACGGUCGACUCAUAAUAAAGAUGGAGCGAGAGAAGGGAUAGGGGCUUGGGAGUUUUGGGCUUAUUUCGCCCGUGGAAAAGGGGAAAAGGGUUGUGUGUGGUGCUUGUGCGACAGUGAAGAGGCUGGGGAAGGGGUGCAUAGUGUAGUGGGCGCUCUUGAGGUCAUCGUUUCGGACGUGGGAGGGUGGACCCCCCCCCCCGUUUACCGUAUCAGGCUUGACAACCAUAUGUCAGGAGUGCUCUGAUGGUGUUUCCUGCUUGGCAGGGGGUUGGACUCGAUGGCCCUUGUGGUCUAUUCCAACUCUAUGAUUCUAUGAUUCUAGUCUGCAAUAAAUCUGAACUCUUUCCAUGACGCUGCUGUCUUUAUUUGGCUAAAGAGGACCAGUGUCAUUUCCAGACCCCCUUUGUAGGGUAACAGAAUCACUCUGGCUCUUGAACUGGAGGUAAUCUUGUCAUUGUGACUACUACUAGCCAAACCUUUCCUCGCCAAAAGGGCAUGCUGUGAUCUGCCAGGGAAAAUUUGGAAUUUUAAAGCUCGUUUUACGUUGUACUUUAUUUGGGCCUGAGCUAAACCUCUGUGGAUGUUGCUUUGUGUUACUUUCAUUCAUUUUGUAAUGGUUGGAUAACCUGAUACAAGUAAGCAAUUCUGGAUCUUAUAGCUUUGUUGCCCGCGAAUUUGCCUAAUCCUCUUCAAAGCCAUCCAGAUUAGUGGCCAUCCCCAGCGGCGUAGCGUGGGUUGUCAGCACCCGGGGCAAGGCAAGUAAUUUGCGCCCCCCUAACCCGGGGCAAGGCAAGCAAUUUGCGCCCCCUAACCCCUAACCUGCCGCCACUGCCAGCUUCUUCUUGCUGCUGCCUGGUCUGGUGUGGUUCUCUCCCGCGCUCAGCGCUGCGCUGGGCGGCCGCUGCACUGUCCCUCCCCCAGAUAGCCCCUCGCUCUCUCUCCGCACCACACGCCUGGCACCCACCCCCUCCACAGUGGGCAGCGACCCAGCGGCUUGGAUCGGAUUCGCACAGCCAGCACUGCAGUGAGAGAGAGUGAGUGAGCCAGGUAGGGGCAGAGAGCUGCGAGUGCGAGCGCGCGCCCCCCAGAUGUUGCGCCCGGUGCGGCCGGCCCCCCCUGCACCCCCCACACUACGCCACUGGCCAUCCCUACUCCUUGUGGGAGGGAUUUCCAUAGGUUAACUUCCUAUGAAAAAGCAUUUCCUUUUGUCUGUCCUGAAUCUCCCAACAAUCAAUUUCAUUGGAACAUCCCUGCUACAGUACAUAGUAAUUGAAGUCUUGUUGCAUCACAGAAGUUUCCCAUCCUUAGCUACUGCAUGUAAUCCUUAGCUACAUGCCAUGUAAUGUUUGUGUUGUAUUUGUGGGAGAUCAGUCUUUUAGUUCUGCAGCUCCUUUCCUCUGGAACUCCCUGCCUUCUGAUAUUAGGCAGAGCCUUCAUUGCACUGUUUUCGAUAGCCACUAAAAACUUUUUAAAGGCAAACCUACCCAGACACCUGAUUUUAUUGUGUACAUUUUUUUAAUGUUGAUGUUAUCUGUGAUACGUUUAAUACAUCUACUGCUUUUAAAGCUUUAUUACUAUCGUCAAUGAAUAUUUUGCAUUGUUUUAUUAAUGCAUUUAUUAUCGUUGAAAUUUGUACACAGCCCUACAUCUGUAGAGCUCAAGGCAGUUCACAAUAUAAUAUAUAAACUGCUUAGAGAUUAUUAUUAUUUGAUUAAGCGGUAUAUAAAUCUUGCUAAGUAAAUGAAAUAAAGAAAUAGCAAAAACACACUCUUCACCUGGUCACAGUUCUUCCCACUAUGAAGAUGUACUGUAAUUCUGUUUACAUUUGCAUAGUUCUUUCUAAAUUUGCAUCUAUAAAUAUACAUUAGCAUAUGCAACUUGUACAGAAACCCAUUCUCUUCUGUGGUGAUCAGUGUAGGAUUUACGUAUAAUCAAAACAAGCUAUAGCUUAGGGCCCCACACUCUUGGGGGCCCCAAAAAAAUUUAGAGGGAAAAAAAAUCUGGGUGUACAUUUCCAAAAUAUAAGAUAAAAAACAAAAAAAUAAAACCUACAUACAACAACAGUGUUUUGUGUUGUGUAGGCUCCUAUGAUGUAAGUAAUGGGCCCCGCCUACUAGCCUGCUCCCUAAAAUAUCACUGGUUUGCUCAUUUUUAAUAUACUUCUUCUUAAUUGUAUUUCAGUUCAACAAUUACUUUGAUAAAAUACAUAUUUUGUUACGUGCAAAUGGCUUUAGUUACCUAUUAGGUCCAUAAAUUACCAAAUAGCAUAUAUUCAACACAAAAAACAGCAACAACUUGUUGUUGACAAAGGACAGUCGGGCAUAUAAAGGGCCCCAUUACCUUCAGUAGCUUAGGGCCUCAUCAAACCUAAAUCUGGCCUGGUGGUGAUGCUGAUUAUGGGCUUCCUACGGGCAUGUGGUUGGCUGUUGUGAGAACAGGAAGCUGGACUAGACAAGCCGUUGUUCUUAUGUUCUUCUGUGUAAGGGGCAUCCUAGCCAAUGUGGAUAAGCAACUGCUUUUCUUUGUCUUGGUUUUUCCCAGACAUCCCGUUAUCUGGACCUUCUCAGAGCUUGGCUGCAGAGUUUGCCAAAGCUGCAGAACAGUUGAAGAAGGAAUCUGUGGAUAUCCGAUUUGGCAAAGUGGAUGUGACCGAUCAGAAAGACUUAAAAAAGGAAUUCGGCAUCUUGGAAUAUCCGACCCUGAAGUUUUUUGUAGACGGUGACAGGAAAAACCCCGUUGAUUGCAGAGGUAAACCCAUACGCAGCUGCAAAUAUGCCUGUUUGCUCACAAGGGGGAGCUUGUGCCCAGCUCUCAAGCAUACAACGGAAUCGUUUCAAAACUUAAUAAAUUUGAGCACAUGCAAGAGUGUUGAAUAAGGACAGGGGCAUUUAGGGCUGGGUGGAAUGGGGUGGGAGGGAGACAGUUUCACAAAACACUUCACCCCCCACAAAAUAUGCCCACUGCAUUGGGAACAGUUGGGUUGUGUGUGUCUAUGAAAUGGGAUGAAAGUGCUCACUUUUCAUAGCAGGAACAUAAAUCUUUGCUCACAAAAAGCACACUCUGAACAUGUCGUCUGCCAGCAUCACCAGAUGCCAGCAUACUCCAGAGAUGGGGAAUUCCUGGCCCUUCGGAGGUUGUUAGUGUUGGAAUGAGGAGAGGGGGGAAUGAAACAGAGUGGCUGCAAUCGCCAUACCGCAACAUUUUGUUGCCGGGUCUCAUUUGGUCAAAUCUUUAAAAACCGCUGUAGAUCACACAGGGCCCCCGGACGUUUGACGGUCUAUUGACCCUGUGCCACCACUGUGAUUGCUUUUUCCGCUGCCACCACCCCAUUUCUUACAGGGACACACGGAGUCCAGACAGUUGUUAACAUAAACAAAUAAUCAAGUUUAUUUUUAAGUGCAGGAACAAGCUUGUGGUUUCAGUUAGUUUUUCUUGACAGUUUCUUAAUCUUAGUUCCUAACAACUUCAAACUGAUUAUCCCCAACUAUCUAUCUGACUCCACCUAACAAUUCCUCUCACUCUCUCACAAUACAACUCUACCAACCCACACCUAAUCCUUCCCUCUUCAACUCCGAAACCUCAACUGACUUUCAAAACCUCCCACUCUAACUUUUACUCCCCCCUUGCAUUCCCACUGGCCAAUCACAUUCUCACUCAUUUAACCCUUUCCUAAUGACCCACCUAGGAGGUAAACGCCACAACCGCUUUCAACUUAAGCAGAUGGAUUUUCAGGAGUUAAAACUUUGGAUCCCUUCCCACUGGGGAAAGCUCAGUUUCAGCACUGAACAGCUCAUGUACCGCUUCUCAGCACCUUUUUAUUUCCCCUUUUGUUUAGCGGGAAAACAUACAGGUUUUGCUUCUGACACCUAAUUCAAUUAGGCAGACUGCUCAAUAAGCUGUGGAAUGAUCCCGAAAUCAUUCUGGAUUAAAUUGCUAGUCGAUAUUUUGUGCAGGGUUGGGCUAAACGGUGUUUUCCAGAUUUGCCAUGUAAAUCACAUCAGGACGUGCUCUUUUCAGGGUUUUCUUUAAGUAAUAAUAAUAAAAAGGAGAGUGGCUUGACCUGAACAAACCUGAACAGACGCGGAAGCUGGUGAUUAGGCAGCUAAUUGGCAGCACAUCCAAUUACACAGGAAAGGCACAAUUGUGCAUUAGUUAAGCCAGGAAUGGGGAACCUAUUUCAGCCCAAGGAUCACGUUUCCUACUGGGCAAUCUUCUGUGGGACACAUGCCAUGCCAGUGGUGGGAGGAGUCAGAGUUAAAAGUGGGCGGAGCAGUGAAUGUGAAUAUUUACAUUUAGACUCAUUUCUACACCCCUCUCUCCCUAUCUUUCAUCCAGGCAACCAAUAGGCACUGUUACAGUUCAGUGACAUAUUCCAGCCAGGCAAAAACACUCAGGUCCUGUUUUGCACCCUUGUGAGAGGUGGGACAAUGCUGAGGGUCAGAUAGAGCGAUCUUUAGGGCCGCAUUCAGACUCCUGGUCUGAGGUUCCCCACUCCUCAGUUAAACUCUCUUAAAGUGCUCUGUUUGGAUGUGUGAAAGGGCAAGUCGGGACAUGUGGGGCAUUGGGCCCCAUCUGGACCACACAUUUAAAGCACUCACAUGCCACUUUAAACAGCCAUGACUGCCCCAAAGAAUCCUGGGAAUUGUAGUUUGUGAAGGGUCCUGAGGAUUAUAAGGAGAUCCACUAUUCACCUCACAGAACUACAUUUACUAGUGUCCUGUGGGAAAGAGGGAUUGAUUGUUUAAAGAUUCUGGUAAUUGUAUCGUUCCUGCUGAUAAACCUGUUGAUUCUUCUUCUUCUUUUCUUCUCUUUUUAACAGGAGUUAGAGAAGCUUCUGCCUUCAUUACAUGGGUCAGGAGACAAAUAGGACUCAGUACUGUACUUCUUAAUAGCACAGACCAGGCCAAAACCUUCAUAGACUCCGAUGAUUUGGUGGUGAUUGGCUUUUUUAAGGUAAACUAUUGUGGAUGGGAAUUAAUGUGAUGCAGCAGCAAAAAGAGCUAAUGCAAUUCCAGGCUGCAUUUACAGAGGUGUAGUGUUCAGACCAAGGGAAGUAACAGUACCUUGGUCAGACCCCACCUGGAGUACCAUGAAAUUUAGCAAAACAAACAAACAAACACAUAACAUCUGAGGUCCUAAACUGCAGCUGACUGAGCCUGCGUGCAAAUUCAUCCCUGAGUUGCCUGUCGAGUCCUGUUGUUGAUGUGCAACUCUUAGAUGAUUUUAAGGGAGGCUUAGACAAAUUCAUGAAAGAUGGGGCUAUCAGUGGCUAUGAACCGUGAAGGCGAUACUCUGCCUCCACAGUCAAAGGCAGAAAUGCUUCUGAAUACCAGUUGCUGGACAGAGGGCUCUUGUGGGUUUCCUACACACACCUGGUUGGCCAAUGUGGGAACAGGAUGGUGUAGUAGAUAGGCCACUGGACUGACCCAGCAGGGCUUCUCUUAUGUUUUUUCCCCUUCCCCCCCUCCCAUAUACAGAGCCUUCAAGGUGGAGCUGUGGAGGUUUUCUAUGAUUCUGCAAGAGAUGUCCCUGAACUUCCGUUUGGAGUAACAGCCAGCGAAGAGGUUUUUGCUGACUUUGGCAUCAGAGAAGACAUGGUGGUUGUGUUCCAAAAGGUAUUAUUAACACGUGUAUCUUAUAUACUAAUGUUAAACUCAUUCUCCAGUGGGAUCCCUAUGUAGCAGAAACAGUGCAGAAAUACAUUAUAUGUAUAAAAAGCUGUAAGGGAACAGGGACAGGCCAGCAGCUUUUGGCUCUCCUCUCCUUGAACAAUGUGGUGUAGUGAUUAAGAGCAGUGGACUCAUAAUCUGGUGAACCGGGUUCGCUUCCUCGCUCCUCCACAUGCAGCUGCUGGGUGACCUUGGGCUAGUCACACUUCCCUGAAGUCUCUCAGCCUCACUCACCUCACAAAGUGUUUAUUGUGGGGGAGGAAGGGAAAGGAGAUUGUUAGCCGCUUUGAGACUCCUUAGGGUAGUGAUAAAGCGGGAUAUCAAAUCCAAACUCUUCUUCUUCUUAUUCCUUCCAGCUGCUUGUUACAAGAACUCCAUUAUGGUCUUAGUGUCUGGACUUGUUGUUUUCCUUCAAACUCCCAAUUUCCUUUCCUUUUGUGCUAUGUCUUUUAUAUUUGAAGCCUGGGGUGAUAUUUUGUGAUCUACUCACAGAGCCUUUUUCUUUGCUGGAGUGAAAUGCUUCAACUAAAUAGCUGGAUAAAAUGAGAGCAGUGCAACUUUUUCACAUUAGUGGAAAUGGCCACUGCUAUCUGUCAUGUGAUUAAACACAGCCAUUAUGCUUAGACCGAUGGAAAAAUGUUGCGGCUCUUUCAAAAAAUGAGGUGACUGUGUUUGAUGGACAUUGUAGUCCAGGACACCCUAGGGCUUCAGACAUGGGACAUUCCAAGCCCCAGCUGGAGAGGCCAAGGAUUAAAACUGGGACCUUCUGCACACAAAGCAGAUGGUUAGAGAAAGCUGCUUUAUCAAAGAAUUGUAGAGUUGGAAGGGAUCCCGAGGGUCAUCUAGUCCAACCCCCUGCAAUGCAGGAAUCCUAGCCCCAGCCAUCCCUGGGUGGGCUCGAACCACCAACCUUCUGGUUAACAGCCAGACACACUGACUCAUUGCGCCACAGGAGGGCAGCCAUUUUUCAAACAUCAUUUCUCGAAAGGCACAAGGCAGCAACUGAAUCCAAUGAUUCGCCCUCCCCAUGUGAAUGUUAACAGGGAAUGUGGCCUGCUUUAUUGUUAAAUCGAAUAUUUCUUCUGCUCCAGGGAAAGCCCGUUCAUAAUGAAGCAUCCGAAGAAGGCAAACUGAACAAAGUGGACCUUACUGGAUUAAUAAAAACAUUCACCAUGGAUUUAGUCAUAGAGUAUAAUCUUGAGGUGAGCUUGGUGCUGCCUGAGUGGUUGGAGUCUCAGAUAAGGACUGGGGAGACCUGAGUUUGGGUCUCCACUUGAUCAUUAGGCUCCCUGGAUGAUCCGGGGCCAUUCUCUAUGGCUGAGGGAACACUGAGAUGAGUGGGUCUGUGCCCCAUUUGCCCUAAUAGCCCAGACUUCUCUGCUCAGCUCAAUACAGUGGUACCUCAGGUUAAGAACUUAAUUUGUUCCGGAGGUCUGUUCUUAACCUGAAACUGUUCUUAACCUGAAGCACCACUUUAGCUAAUAGUGCCUCCUUCUGCUGCUGCGCCGCCGGAGCACGAUUUCUGUUAUCAUCCUGAAGCAAAGUUCUUAACCUGAAGUACUAUUUCUGGGUUAGCAAAGUUUGUAACCUGAAGCGUAUGUAACCUGAAGCAUAUAUAACCUGAGGUACCACUGUAUUCUCUACAGCAGGGAUGUGAGCUGCUUCUAUCUCCCUCUCCUAGUAAAUGCUCCAGCUCCCAAUUACAGUGGUACCUCUGGUUAAGUACUUAAUUCGUUCCGGAGGUCUGUUCUUAACCUGAAACUGUUCUUAACCUGAAGCACCACUUUAGCUAAUGGGCCUCCUGCUGCCGCCGCACCGCCGGAGCACAAUUUCUGCUCUCAUCCUGAAGCAAAGUUCUUAAUCUGAGGUACUAUUUUUGGGUUAGCGGAGUCUGUAACCUGAAGCGUAUGUAACCUGAGGUACCACUGUACUAGAAUAUCUGCAACAAGAAACUUUGAAAUGGUCCCACAGACUUGCUGUCUCUGAACGGGGCAGUAAAGAAUACAGGUUCAUUCAUUUCAUCAGGUCUACUCUAAGUAGGGCUUAGCUGACUACAACCCUCAGUCUCUUUCUGGAUUGUGACCUUCGUUGCCAGGCUUCUGUGAGAGAGCUCUGAUGUUUUGUUUUCCAGACAUCUGUGAAGAUUUUUGACGUGCCCGUUGAAAAUCACAUCGUUCUCUUCAUGGCCAAGAGCGCUGACAUGUUUGGCUCAGCUUAUGACAAUUAUACAUCUGCUGCCUCAGAAUUCAGAGGGAAGGUUAGUAUAAUGUCGCUUUCUGGAGUUCUCCUGGAUUGCAAAUAUUGGAUGUCAGAGUGCUGAGGACACUGUAGAUGUUUGCUUUCCUGGGAUCGUCUCGCAAGCCUAGGUUCAAAUGCAGUUCCAAAGGCAGUCAGUAAGUGACGGACUGGGGGCGAGCAGCCGUGCAAUAUGAGAAAUAGCCCCAGUCAUAUAGUUGUUUAAAGGUUUGACAUCUGACAGGAGGUUGUUCCACAGGGCGGGUGCCACUACUGAGAAGGCCCUCUGCUUGGUUCCCUGUGGUAGAUAUUUUAUUCAUUUAUUUACACAUUUAUAACUUGCACUUUCAUACAAAUAUAUCAAGGAAAUAUACAACAAAAAGCAUCCAUAAAGAUAUCAUUUUAAAUAUGCAUGUUAAAGUUUUUUCUACAGUCAAACAGUAUAUUUUUUAUGAAAUAAAUAAAUAAAUUAUUGUUAUUGUUAUUUGAAUUUCUAUACUGCCUUUCACUUGAGGGUCACAGAGCAGUUAUAAAAUAAAAUAAAAUAAAAUAAAAAUCAGUCUUCAAGCACCGUCUAGGACAGCUAUUUUGAGGCCCCAAAUGCUGUUGGAUUACAAGGCCCACUGUCCCCAGACAGCAUAGCCAAUGGUCAGGGAUGAUGGGAGUUAUAAUCAGAACAAUAUCUGGGGGCCCAAGGUGGGAAACUGUUCUGGGAUGUAAGGGGGGUAGAUAUAUUUCUUGCUUCUUUCAUUCUUCAGAUUAUGUUCAUCUUUGUGGAUACUGAUGAAACCAGAAAUGGCCGUGUGAUUGAGUACUUCCGGGUAACAGAGGUAGAAGUCCCUUCUGUUCAAAUCCUGAACUUGACAAGUAAUGUCAAGUACAAGAUGCCUGCAGAUGAAGUGACCCCGGAGAAUCUACGAAACUUCUGCCGGAACUACUUAGAAGGAAAAGCAAAGGUGAGCUUUUGGGAUGGAAGCAAACAGGGUCACGCUUUUCAUUUGGUAUACCAUGGCAAACAAUUUGUCGGUUUCAUUGGUCUGGCUCCUAUCGAGCCUCACAAGUGCAUCAAUUGCUUUUUUUGCUGUGUUUUAUUAAUGUGCAUGUAUAGUUUAAGUUAAACCACUCUAGAAAUUGUAAUGUUGAUGGCAGCUGAUGAUCGGUGGGUUCUUUGGCUGGCAGCCAAAGGGAGCCUGUAAAAUGCAGGCUUUUUUCUCUAUCACCCACCUGGGGAGAAAAUGCUUCGCCAACCCUAUGAUCAACGCUCCCUACAGCACUGAGUGUAGGGCUAGCAAUGCCCUUUGUGCUGUGGUUCCCAGGCAUUCACCCACCAGCAAUAAUAGUGCCAUGUCAAAUUUGGCCCACGAGGCUGAUCCUGAUAAGGAUUUGGUUUGUGGAGCCAAAACAGUUCCCCACCAUUGCACUAAACCCUGCUGUCUUUUAGCUAUAGUCUGGUAAUUUUUCUUUGCAGUUUCCUUCAGAGUUGCCUUACUUCUUUUUAAAAAAUGCUGUUAUUUGUUGGUUGGUAGGUUUCAAAGCCACUUCCGCCUUAAGGAGGAGGUGGGGUUGUGGGCACUCAGGACCCCUUCAUGUGUGCAGGGGUGUGGUCAGCCCUGCGUGAUUGGGGAGAUUCCCAUUUGUGUCACAGCCCAGACGACCAAUCUGAUUUGUCUGGGGGUGUGGCCUGCUUGAUUUAAGCAAGACGCAGUAGGAAGCUCUUCCCUUUUCGUGCUUCCAGCUGCUCCGGUUUUCCCACCCUCCCACCCUUUAGAUUUUAUCAUCUCUUUUGACCUUGCUAUGGACUUUGGUUGGUCGCUGUUGAGGAGCCUGGUAAGACUUUUCGACUUGGCAAAUUGGCACCAGCUACUUGGUUUUCUCCUACCUCAUAGCAAAUCAUCACAACUUUGUAAGGUUUGGUGGUUAGACAUUGGAAUAUUGCUGGAGAAGAGGGGAGGGGAGGUAGCGCCAUCACCUCCCCCGCACAUUGAAGGGUAUUCCAUUAAAGGAUUCUGGAGGCGUUGCCCUGUCCGAAGCCUGGAGAGGCUAGGGCCUAAGGCAUGACCCCUAUUGGUGACCCUGGGGGAGCUCCUAGUUGAUGUGCAUCCGCAGGACUCCCCCUGUUGGUGGUUAACCCUUCCCGUUCUCCCUGCAGACGGGCAGGAGUCAGAUAUGGUUAGGUCCAAUGCCUAAGCCAAUACCGCUCACAAUAUGUAACCAAUACAAUUGUGGCCUUUUUUAGCCCAUUAACCUAAAAUACUGCUGUCAAGUGUCUUUAUUCAACCGGGGGGGGGGGGGGAGUCGGGACCUUGCCACGUAACAAGCCUUUUCCAGACAUGUACUUUUAAUAUGUACAUUUGUCUUUAAUAUCUGCUGAGUUUAUCUCUGUCUUGAUCAUUUUAUUAUGUCUGUUGUUUUUAAAGUCUGUCUUGCUUUUGCUCUUUUUAAUCAAUAUUGCAUGCCACGUUAUGUGAACUGCCUAUAUAUUUUGAUGAAGUGGUAUAUAAAUCUUGAUAAGGAACUAUAUAAAUCCUCAGCCAGAGUUUGAGAUGAGUGGAAUGCCAGGUGGAGACAGGGUUCAAUAAUAUUUGGGAUAUUGCUAGUUCAGAACGACUAACUGGGCUCAGAAGAAUUGCAGAUGGGGUUAUAAAAGAAAACACCUUUGAUGAAACCUUGUUUCCCUUUUUUUCAUAUAUAAGAGGGAAAGAAAGUAAAGUUCUUCCACCAGCCUCACAACCCUUUCUAUGGAGAACCUGUAUGGCCUGCCAAUGUUUUGUUGUUGUUGUUGCUGUUUAGUCGUUUAGUCGUCUCCGACUCUUUGUGACCCCAUGGACCAGAGCACGCCAGGCACUUCUGUCUUCCACUGUCUCCCGCAGUUUGGUCAAACUCAUGCUGGUAGCUUCGAGAACACUAUCCAACCAUCUCAUCCUCUGUCGUCCCCUUCUCCUUGUGCCCUCCAUCUUCUUCUUCUCAUGAGGUGGCCAAAGUAUUGAAGCCUCACCUUCACGAUCUAUCCUUCCAGUGAGCACUCAGGGCUGAUUUCCUUAAGAAUUGAGAGGUUUGAUCUUCUUGCAGUCCAUGGGACUCUCAAGAGUCUCCUCCAGCACCAUAAUUCAAAAGCAUCAAUUCUUCGGUGAUCAGCCUUCUUUAUGGUCCAGCUCUCACUUCCAUACAUCACUACUGGGAAAACCAUAGCUUUUACUAUACGGACCUUUGUUGGCAAGGUGAUGUCUCUACUUUGUUUUAAAACCAAUGUUUUAAAACCAUGUAAAUUGAUGUCAUGGUUUUGAUGCUUUGUUCUUUGCUGUGACUGCAUUGUAUAGUGCAUUUUUGUUUAAGAUGAGUGGGAUGCCAGACAUAUUGAAUCAGAAGAUGUUGAGGGAACAGAGUAGAAGGAAAUCCACUCCCUAUUCCGUACAUGGUUGGGGAAGGUGCCUUACAACAAGGAAGGGACAUAGCUCAGUAGCUGAGUAUUAGUCUUGUAUGCAGAGGUUCAAUCCCCAGAUUCAAUCCCUACCAUCUCCAGGGAGAGCUUGGAGAGAACUCUGCCUGAAACCCUGGUGAGCUGCUGCUAGUCAGGGUAGACAAUACUGGACUAGAUGGAGCGAAGGUCGACUCAGAAUUUCACCAAGGGCCAUGGAGUGAUAGAGCAUCUAUUUUGUACACAGAUGGUCUCAGGGCGAGUCCUCGGUAUCUCCCAGUAAGUCUGGGAAUGUCCUCUGCCUGAAAUACUAUAGGUCAGCCUUUCUCAACCUGUGGGUCCCCAGAUGUUGUUGAACUACAACUCCCAUCACCCCUAGUUAGCAAGGCCAGAGCUCAGGGAUGAUGGGAGUUGUAGUCCAACAACAUCUGGGGAACCACAGGUUGAGAACCGCUGCUAUAGAUGGACCCAUGGCUUGACUCGGUAUAAAAUAUCAUCCUAUGUCCCUGAGAUUUUGACAAAUUGCUCUACUGUAGUGAGUAGUUCUGCUCUCCUGCUAUGGGACAAAACAGACAGCUGGUAAUUAAAGUGAAAGGGAACAUGUGGCCAGCCAGAUAAGCCUCACCAAGGACUUUUAGCAAAGAGAGCCACUUAACCACCCAGCACAGCUUCAAAGAUGAGCCCCUGUUGACAUCCAUCCUUAUCUCUUUCCCCCUUAUUAGCCACAUAAAUCCAGCGAGGAAAUCCAAGAAGGCUGGGAUAAGAAGCCGGUGAAAGUACUGGUUGGGAGCAACUUUGACCGGGUUGUAUUUAAUAAGAAGAACCACGUGUUUGUCCUGUUCUGUGAGUAUCACUUGCGCUUCUGAAGAGGAGACUCUGGUUGAUGAGCUCUCACAGGGAAAGAAUUACUUGAUUUGAUUGAAGACAGCAGCAGAGUGGCACACUGAGCUGAUAUGGAGUUGGCGGGUGAUGUUCAAGCAAAUGCUGCUAGUUUAAACUUGCCUGCAGCGGAAACAGUUUUCACUCCCAUAGCGCACAUUUCAUGCACACUUGGACCACUUUAACAGUCAUGGAGGAUCCUGGGAAUUGUAAUUUGUUUAGGCUGCUGACCUCACAGAGCUACAAUCCCAGCACCUUUAGCAAACUACAGUUCCCAGGAUUCCCCUUUGAAAGUUUUUUUAAAAAUUUAAAAAAACUUGCCAGUGCAUCCCAAUACCUCUCUUUUGUUUCUCAGUAGUCUAACUUCGCGGGUGGCGCUGUGAGUUAAACCCCAGAGCCUAGGACUUGCCAAUCAGAAGGUCGGCGGUUUAAAUCCCCACGACGGGGUGAGCUCCCAUUGUUUGGUCCCUGCUUCUGCCAACCUAGCAAUUUGAAAGCACGUCAAAGUGCAAGUAGAUAAAUAGGUACCGCUCUGGCAGGAAGGUAAACGGCAUUUCCAUGAGCUGCUCUGGUUUCACCAGAAUCGGCUUAGUCAUGCUGGCCACAUGAUCCGGAAGCUGUACGCCGGCUCCCUCAGCCAAUAAAGUGAGAUGAGCGCCGCAACCCCAGAGUCGGCCAUGACUGGACCUAAUGGUCAGGGGUCCCUUUACCUUUACAUUUAGUCUAACUUUGGCUACAGUUCUGUCAGCACUCACUAGCUGACUACACCAUUAGAAGGUGUUAUAAGUUCCAGGACCAUCACUAUUUAUUUAUUUUGAAAUGGCAUAUUCUUGGUUUUCUAUCCCAGAUGCACCCUGGUCUCGCGACUGCCAAAAACUGCUACCUGUAUGGGACGAAUUUGGCAAGUUGUAUGAAAGCCGGAAAAACGUUGUCAUUGCCAAAAUAGACUUCACGGCAAAUGACAUUCUGUUAAUCAACCUGGAACGGUACCCGUUCUUCAGGUACUUUCCUGCAGGAUCUGAAACGGAGGUGAGAUGUUUUCCACCCUCACUGGGUACUUAUGGGUAAUGGAUGUCUUGUGAUGAAAUAGGAGGGGUGGAUGCAAUUCUAGCAGCAAGCAGGGGUGUUCUGUGGACUCAAAAGCAAAGGAAAACUACAUUUCUUGCUGUUAUCAUGCGUGAAUCAUGGAGAAACAGACACACACAUCUGCAGAAAGAUAGGGGAGUAGCAACACUUUCCAAUUACAUUUGUGGGUGUGUCAGAGCUAGGGUUGCCAUAUGUCUGGAAUUUCCUGGAAAUAUCUGGAAUACUGUUGUCCGGGAAAAUCCAUGUCAACCUAUGUCAAAGCUCGCCAGUGUGGUGUAGUGGUUAAGAGCGGUGGACUCGUAAUCUGGUGAACCGGGUUCGUGUCUCCGCUCCUCCACAUGCAGCUGCUGGGUGACCUUGGGCUAGUCACACUUCUCUCUGAAGUCUCUCAGCCUCACUCACCUCACAGAGUGUUUGUUGUGGGGGAGGAAGGGAAAGGAGAUUGUUAGCCGCUUUGAGACUCCUUGGAUAUCAAAUCCAAACUCUUCUUCUUCUUCUUCUUCAACAACUUCUCUGUCUGGAUUUUCACAGUUUGGCAGCCCUAGUCAGAGCACACCCACUGGUGUGAAUUAAAUUUAGCUGGCAGAUCGGUCAAAAAGCUACGGUUCCAUAAUGCAGCAGGUAUUGCAAUGUGAAAAGCAUUAGGAAACAGGACAGAAGCACUAGCAUUAUAUCCAGGAAAUGAAUUCAGCAUUCCCUCACAUCUGAAUGGGCACUUAAUAUCUCAAGCAAUGCUUGAAACGUUUCUGGGUGCAACAGAAACUUCUGGCGCCUUCUUCCCGAUUAUGUUUCAGACCCACCAUUCUCUUGUGCUUUUCAAAAAAAACAACAACCAUGGAAUUAGUCUUACAACAAAGGAGGUCACAAAUAAUAAAAAAUACAUCAAACAAAUGGGUGUGCGCCACCAUUUGGAUGGAUAAUCUAACUGAAGUGAGAACAUCACCUCUGGAGCCAAGUAAUUCAAUUCAAUGGCACUCUUUUAUAAUUAAGACAUUACUCAGGUUUUCAUUUUCCCCCCUCCUCUCUCCCCCUAUUCCCCACACAUAAAUUACAUUCAAAGACAUUUGUCCUCAUUUAAUCUCUUAGGAAGGUACUCUGCUGCUGUGUGUGCAUGCCCAGAUUCUAAUGAACCAAAGAGGGAGCCCUGAGCAUUUAGGUGGCGUAAAAAUGUGUCUGUUUACAGAAGCCUGGGGCAUUUGGUUCUUUUUGGAAUAUAAAUGCAUUUCCUUUUCUUGUUUUGCAUUGCUCCUGGCCUGAUGUGUUUUCACCCUCUAGGAAUACUAAUUGAGAAGGUUGGCAGCUGGGAUGUGUUGCCAUUAGUUCUCUCAAUUGGCCAUGCACUGGAAUAAAAUAAUCAAAUCACAGAUUUGGAGGGUGGGGGCAGGACUUGUAUGCCACUGGGUCCAAUUUCCUGCUUGAUGCUGGCAGUCCAGAGUAGAGAUGUAAAAUUUCCGGAAAUUUUGAAGCCAUGAGGAAAAAACGUUUCCCACCGGGGAAAAAAGGAAAUUUUGGAAAAAAAAUUAAGUGUGGAGUAGUUUUACAAAUUGUGUGAAACACAGUGUAGAUAAAAAUAUUAUGCUUGCAAUAAAACAGGUAACCACCCCCUUUCCCUCAAAAGCAAGGAAAAAAGCAAGAAACCAUCAACAUAAAAAAUAAUCAGAUUUGCCCCUUAGCACCAACAGCAAAUAAAGUUAAGGUCCACCUCAAUAUUUAAGCUCCAUAAAAGGUCUACAGGUUUUUCCAGUUUUUUCCCCAAAGCCAUUUUUUUCCAGGAAAAAUUGGGGGGGGGAAUAGUGUGUGGAAUAUUCAAACUAUAUCAAACUUUUUUUUUCAUUUUUUCCAGAAAAAGGGGCUGGGGGGAAAAUGGGGGGAAACCCUGGUCCCCCCCCCCAAUUUCCCCAGGUUUUUCCCAGGCCUUCCCAUCUCUAGUCCAGAGUGAGAGCAUCCCCAUCAAAUUGAUGUCCAGUCUGUUUGAAUAUUACUAGUGUAAAAGAGCCCCUCUCCUCCCCAAUCAAUAAUUGGUUUCAUUAUUGAACUGCUCCUGCCAUCAAAACAAUUAUCAUAAUGUUUAACCAAAACUUAGCCUGUAACUUAAAACUGAAUAACAACAACAACAACCAUAAUCUACCAUAUAUUUUGGAAAGUUGUUUGUCUCUUUGUUCUCUAGGCAUUUGGACACCUCUUAAGAUAUUGUAAGCAGUUUUCUUCAUGGUAGUUCUUCAGAUCAAAGAGCAGGUUUUUGUCUAAGUUCAGAUUCACUUGGAUGCCAUUUUGAAUCAAGAUGGCAGACUGAACUUUUCAAAACUGCACUGACUUUAACCCCUGAUUUCAACUGUGCGCUGAUAUUUUCGGUUUCUUGGAAUUCCCGAGCAAUGCCAGGCACUUUCUGCUAUUUUAAUUUAUGUACUGCUUUUUGCCAAAUUGGCUUCUCAACAGUUUACAAAAUAUAUAUAUAUAAAACCAGGUCCACAAAUAUUAAAAUAUUGUGGUACCUCAGGUUAAGUACUUAAUUCGUUCUGGAGGUCCGUUCUUAACCUGAAACUGUUCUUAACCUGAAGCACCACUUUAGCUAAUGGGGCCUCCUGCUGCCGCUGCGCUGCUGGAGCAUGAUUUCUAUUCUCAUCCUGAAGCAAAGUUCUUAACCCAAGGUACUAUUUCUGGAUUAGUGGAGUCUGUAACCUGAAGCGUAUGUAACCUGACGUACCACUGUAGAAACAUUCAACAUUAAAAUAUGAAAUAAAAAACAAUCCCAUUAAUUAAAACAGAAGGUUCAGGUUGAGAUCUCAAGGCAAAUGUCUUCAAAAGCCAGCAGAAUGCCAAUAUGGAUUGGGACCUUCAUAAGCAUUGGAACAAUGGGCUGUAUCCAGCUAAGUCCUACUUCGAGCAAAAUUCAUAAACCAAAGUUAGUAAUGUGCAUUAACUUCAAUGAGUCUACUCCAAGUAUACAACCCAAUAUCUGUCUUAAAGGAUAUCUGUAGGGCAAGCAUGUACCAAGCAUGUUGCCCUAAGAGUUCACAAAAUAACAGACAAUUCACUGUUCCAUUCACCUCUCCCCCCUGUUUUUUCCUCCUCAAAGGUUGUCCCAUAUAAAGGCGAGCACAAUCUCAAUGCUUUUGCUAAAUUCUUAGAAGAACAAAUUAAGGCAAGAAAGAAGGUAAGGUAUACAUUUAUGUUUAAAGGUGGUUUUAGGAUUGUCUUGCACACAAUGGAUUCAUGUACCCAUGCCUGAGGAAUCCUGUCUUUGUGGAUUCACAAUGCAAAAUUACCUGAUCCACACUUCUUGGGCUAAUGUGUGGCUCAGAACCUAUAGCACAGUCCUAAGCAUGUUGGUGCUGUGGGUUAAACCACAGAGCCUAGGACUUGCCGAUCAGAAGGUCAGUGGUUCGAAUCCCCGCGACGGGGUGAGUUCCCAUUGCUCGGUCCCUGCUCCUGCCAACCUAGCAGUUUGAAAGCACGUCAAAGUGCAAGUAGAUAAAUAGGUACCGCUCCGGCGGGAAGGUAAACGGCGUUUCUGUGCGCUGCUCUGGUUUGCCAGAAGCGGCUUUGUCAUGCUGGCCACAUGACCCGGAAGCUGUACGCCAGCUCCCUCGGCCAAUAAAGCGAGAUGAGCGCUGCUAAUGGUCAGGGGUCCCUUUACCUUUACCUUAAGCAUGUCUACUCAGAAGUAAGACUUCUUGAAUCCAGUGGGGCCCAUGUCCUUCACAGAAGGCCACUGGCCCACCCCCAAGUUGUAAGUCCAGCUUGGCCAGUUUGCUGCUUCUUCUAACGCUAACUUGUUAUGAAGAGGCUUUGUUGCAUAACUUACUUUUUUAUAUGAUUGUUUAUCAGGACUCAUCCAAAGCCAAGAAAGAAGACCCUGAAAAGGAGAAGGAAAGAACUGUGCAAAAGGAAGAGCUGUAGGUUUUCCUUAAAGCACAGAUAACAUUGAUUUUUGAAGGAUGGUAGAGUUGUUUACAAGAAUCUUGACCUGAUCAUGGGGAUUUGGGAAGGUAUUCAAACAAAUAAAGACAAGAGAAAGAAAUACACU